Messenger RNA from Scatophagus argus, 3371 nucleotides. It is a transcript of the gene e2f1, whose product is annotated as E2F transcription factor 1. NCBI's taxonomy places the organism in Eukaryota, Metazoa, Chordata, Actinopteri, Scatophagidae. Gene Ontology annotation, biological process: regulation of transcription by RNA polymerase II; G1/S transition of mitotic cell cycle. Gene Ontology annotation, molecular function: RNA polymerase II cis-regulatory region sequence-specific DNA binding; DNA-binding transcription factor activity, RNA polymerase II-specific; protein dimerization activity. The record is from RefSeq and is a predicted model, not a curated record. Bases 1202 to 2566 code for a protein of 454 amino acids. Gene Ontology annotation, cellular component: Rb-E2F complex. The transcript has 7 exons.
UGCACGUGCCGGUUUCGCGGCAAAAAAGAUUUCGCGCGAAAACCGUCCGAUCCUUGUUUAGAUGUUGAUCAGCUGGGACAAUAACAACAAUAACAGCCGAUAACAGGGUCUGUACGGCGCUUUUGUAAAUGGACCGCGUACGCUGUGAGCAGCUAAAGGACGAGCGACUGCCGUUUUAAAGGAUGCGUGUGUAUUUCGCCGCUUUAUUUCCUUACAUUUCCAGUUUUGUCGGAGUGCUUCCUGCGUGCCCCAACAAAACGAGGGGGUUGAAGAAUUGCGGCUAAUAACUUAGCUAGCAUGCUAACCUCCCUUAUAUCUACAAUUCAGCGGUGUCUCUGUAUAACGUUGCUCUGCGUAACUGCCUGUCGUUUAUUUACACAUACUCUCAAAGAUGCUUUUGAGUUAUGGCAAAGCCUCUUGCAUUGUAGUUAUUUUGUAUAGAUCGCUCACUACUGGAAUGCUACUAUAAAGUUUUAAUAGCCUUUUAAUUACGCCCUUUCUUAGAUGUAAAGGAAAAAUAAUAUUGUUUUAUAUCGCUAAGUUGAUCAUUUGCUAGCUGCACCGGGUUGUUUGUUAACUUUCAGUCUUUGUUGUUAGGACCCAAGCUAGCUCGCUAGCACCGUUGGCUGUGUUAAGGGCAGUGUGGCCAGGCCUCGCUUCUGAUAACUGUAGUGACAGGAGAGAUGAAAACAAAAGAUUAGCUUGCUCUUGCUAGCUCGCUAACCUCCAGAGUUUAUUACUGCCACGACCUAUUUGCAACUUUUUUCUUUGAUAACAUAUAGCAGCGGUUGAGGUUCAGGUCUCAGAGUUGGUACGCAUUUUUCAAUAUUGUUUUAUUUGUCAAAAUUAACGAACAUCCGGUCUGGCUAUUUUACUGUAAGCUUAAAGUUACUUUCAGCAGUUCACUUCCAGUAGGUGAUUACUUAUGUUUAAGCAGUAUUGUUAGUUAUAAUGUAUUUGUACUAGCUUGUUUAUAAACAUUAAGGUGGACUAUAGAGAAAGAAAAACUUUUUGAAAAAAUGUUCAAACUGAUUGAAAACACAUGCAGGCAAAAUUUCAGAAGAUUUCACCAGUUUUUGCUAAAUUCACAGAGCACAGCAAAUCCAAGUAGGUGCUGAAUCUGUGACACUGCAGCAUAGUAGUUUGUGACCCUCAAAUCCCCCCCAUAGCCCACUGAAGGGCUAUUGAGUGACACACUGCAAUGUCAGAGACUCUGAUAACAGGGCAGACAUCGGAGGAUCUGUUGGCUGACUUUGAGACUUUACUGAACUCUGGGAGUAUUGAACUGAGCGAGGACCACCAGAUAGUGAUCAUCACCAGUCCCAGCAAUGAGGGACUUCACCCGGCCACUGCCCCCACCAGCACGGGGGAAAUCCUGCUGUUUGCCACGCCACAAGGCCCUGCUGAUGUGGGACUCCAGGACAAGAGACGGCCGGCCCUGGGAAGACCUCCGGUAAAGAGGAAGUUGGACCUGGAUAGUGACCAUCAAUAUGUCAGCACCACUCGACCAUCCAUAGGCCAGGCACCCCCCUCCACACCUGCCCCUCCCAGAGUUCCUCGAACCACAUCAGAGAAGUCACGGUAUGACACUUCCUUGAACCUGACCACCAAGCGCUUUCUAAACCUGCUGUCCCAGUCGGCUGACGGCGUGGUGGAUCUGAACUGGGCCUCGCAGGUCCUGGAUGUCCAGAAGAGACGCAUCUAUGACAUUACCAACGUCCUGGAAGGAAUCCAGCUCAUCUCCAAAAAGUCCAAGAACAACAUCCAGUGGCUCGGUAAUCGAGUUGAUACGGCUUUGGUCUCCCGCCAUAAGGAGCUGCAGAGGGAGGUGUGUGACCUCACGGAGGCUGAGCAGCAGCUGGACGAACUCAUUUCCAAAUGCAACCUACAGCUCCGACUGCUCACAGAGGACCCACAGAACAAGAAAUUGGGCUAUGUGCGCUGCCAGGACUUAAGGAAGUCAUUUGAUUCCCCUGACCAGCUGGUAAUGGUGAUCAGAGCUCCACCAGAGACUCAGAUGCAAGUUUCAGAACCCAGCCAGGGUUACCAGGUGUCGCUGAAGAGCUCGCGGGGCCCAAUCGACGUCUUCCUCUGUCCAGAGGACAGCUCUGGUGUCUGCAGCCCCGUGACAGGAAGCAGUCCCACGAAACCCAGUGCUGACCCCUCACUGGUCCCAUCUCCCACACUAGCCACAGACCAAUCACAAGCCAGAACAUCCACAACAGCCCCAGAAGUGAGUUUAUCAUCACCAGCGUCCACGUCAUCCACAGUGACAGCCUCCUCCCAGCAGGAGCCCUCAUCUCUGGUGUUAGGUGGUGACACAGAAUCACUCCUGGGAGGCGACCCGUUUUCCGGCCUCGGAGACAUGCCUGAUUUUGACCUCUCACCCCUCUCCUCCUCGGACCUCCUGAAUGGAGAGGGCCUCAUUCUCCCAUUGGACGGUUUCAUCAAUCUGUCGCCGCCUCACAGUCAUGACUACCACUUUGGUCUGGAGGACCAUGAAGGCAUCAGUGAACUGUUUGAUUGUGACUUUGGUGACCUUUCACAAGUUUUGGAGGACAGUUAGAUGAAGAGGGAGAGGAGGAACUUUUCCUGAGGUUUCCAAAGGAGGGCUGGAAAUCAUAAUUCCUUGGCAAAGCCUUUGUCCAUAAGUCUUUGUCGUGGGGUGUGGGAAAAUCUUUUGUGUAAUAAUUGGUUACGAUCCCCAAAAUGCUACCCCGACUGCAAGAUCUCACAAAUUGUACAGCACACGAUUAGCACUUCUCUUUGGCCACUGAAACAUUUUAGACCAAGAUUUUAGCUUUAGUAUAGCUAUUUAAAUUAUUUAUAUGAUUCUUAUUUUGAUAUUUUGUACCAAGUUUUUUGUUGCGAUAAUAUUUGAUCCAAGUGGAUUGUGCAGGUGUUUGUGUGUGGAGUGUGGGCUCAUAGGGCUGGUUUCCUUUACACUGAUUAGCUUGACAUGAUACAGCUCAUAAAAGUGGUUUCCUUAGGUAGCUCAAGUCGAAAGUGUUUUCUCCAAAAAAGGGAAAUGUUUGCACCCUGCCGCUUUAGGCUGAAGCUUCUUUAUGAAACCAGAAUUAUGAGAAAUGCUUAUUCAGUGCUAGGCUGUCCAAAAGCAUCUUAGAGCUAUGGUGCAGUUUCACACACUCUGUCUAUUUCUUUCCACAACAAUAGAAGUCAUUUGAAGCACAGCAGUUAAGGCUUCUCCAUCAAUAAUUGGUUUUGUCUGAAACACUGGAAUCCCGAAAGUCUGGUUUGUUGUUGUCUGUAACAUUUGAGGUAUAAUUGCUGCAGCUUAAUGACUAAAUUUGCACAUGUUGCACAGUCUCUCACAGUGGAUUAACAAAUUUGUAAAAAAAAAAAAAACAAAA